Brassica rapa (field mustard) is the source of this 674-nucleotide messenger RNA. RefSeq names its product 60S ribosomal protein L35-1. Gene Ontology annotation, molecular function: structural constituent of ribosome; mRNA binding. Gene Ontology annotation, biological process: translation; maturation of LSU-rRNA from tricistronic rRNA transcript (SSU-rRNA, 5.8S rRNA, LSU-rRNA). NCBI's taxonomy places the organism in Eukaryota, Viridiplantae, Streptophyta, Magnoliopsida, Brassicales, Brassicaceae. The record is from RefSeq and is a predicted model, not a curated record. Gene Ontology annotation, cellular component: ribosome; cytosolic large ribosomal subunit.
GGAGACUAGGGGUUUUAUUUUGUUUUCUCUCUCUCGCUCUCUUUGUUUCGUAUAUAAAUCCCAUUUUUAGGGUUUCUGAUACACUGAGCUAAAGAAGAGUAGCAGCGGCGGAACAGGAGUGAAGAUAACACGAUGGCGAGGAUCAAGGUUCACGAGCUGAGGGACAAGUCGAAGAGCGAUCUGCAGAAUCAGCUUCAGGAUCUGAAGGCUGAGCUCGCUCUCCUCCGUGUCGCUAAAGUCACCGGCGGUGCUCCCAACAAGCUCUCUAAAAUCAAGGUUGUCAGGAAAUCAAUAGCUCAGGUGUUGACAGUGACUUCACAGAAGCAGAAAUCUGCACUCAGAGAAGCAUACAAGAACAAGAAGUUCAUCCCUCUCGAUCUCCGUCCCAAGAAGACCCGUGCUAUCCGCAGACGCCUCACCAAACACCAGCUCUCUUUGAAGACAGAGCGCGAGAAGAAGAAGGAGAUGUAUUUCCCAAUAAGGAAGUACGCGAUCAAAGUUUAAGUCUUAGCUACUAGAAACUCUGUUUCUGCUUUGUGUUUUUGAUGCAAACUUGUUUUGUUAUUGGCUUUCUGCUAUUUUCUCAAACAGUUUCACCAACAUGGAUUUUGGUUCCUAUUGAUACUUUGCAUUUUAUCUUUUGCUCACUUUCAUAUUUUAACUUGUGUUAUUCA